AGUACUUUCAAGAAACGCUCUCACUUCGCUAGCUAGCACCCUAAAAAUGGCUUGCAUAAACGAGCUUGGAAAGUAGCUAGCUAGGGUCAAAAUCAUACAAAGUUAGCAGCAGAAGAGCGUUAUUUUCACCCCGGAAGUUUACUCAGACAUUUAGCUAUUCAAAACGGGGAUUUAAAGCCGCCCUCCAUAUUUAACUAGCGUCUAGAGAUACCUAAAGUUACGUUAGCCAAGUACAGUAAACAAACAGGACUGAACUCACAGCAUAGGUAGCUAUGUGACUUUCUCAUUUAUAGAUACCGGUACAAUCUGGUAAAUCGAAACUACCAGCAUCGAACUGAAACAAUAGCUAGCUACGUUCAAUGUUCGCUUGGUCAUUGUCAGCCAAAUGACGAUAGUAGCUAAAUGGGAACGUUUUCUAGCUAACUAACGUUACUAUUUAUUUUGGGCAGAUUGCUAGCUAGCGAUAAUGUGGGUCGUGGGUCAUUGUAACGUUAUCUGUACAUUCUGUAGCAAACUAACUAUAAAAGGCGAUAUUUGAUGCCACAUACUUUUUCGGGGGAUUGUUUGCCACCAGAGUUUUUCAAAUGCCUAUUGACAAUUUCAACCUAUUUUUCUUUCCCUCUUUUUAUGUCAAUGCAAGCCAUGGCAGAUGAAAGCACAACGUUCUGUGCCAAUUGUCAGCAUGACAUUCCAGAGGCUAAUUUCACUACUCAUGAGAUUCACUGUUGCCGGAACAUUGCUCUGUGUGAGGUGUGCCAAGAGCCAGUGCCCCGUUCAGAUCUUAAGCAGCACAAGGAGCAGGAGCAUAUGCAGGUGAAAUGUAAGUGUGGUUUAAAGGUUGAGAAAAGCCAUAUCGAAUCCCACCAGAGCUCUGACUGCAAUCAGCGGAUGGUGCCGUGUCAGUACUGUGACCUGGAGCUGGUUUUCAGUCAGUCUAAGGAGCAUGAGGAUUAUUGUGGUACGCGCACAGAGCCCUGUCCAUUCUGCAUGUGCAAUGUAAUGUUGAGGGAGCAGGCUGUCCACCCAGCCUGGUGUGGUAGCCUCACGCCUCCUCAAGAGAGGAACAACAGCCGGGCAAGUCACAGCCCAGCAGAACCCCAGUCCCCAGGAGCCUGGUUUGAAGCCUACUCCAUCCGUAACCUGUUGAGGGCCAAGGAGGGAGGAGGCCACAAGAACAACAACGCCAUUUCAUCUGACCGCAGGGUCCUACCACGGCCCCUGGAGGCCAGAGUGCACAACAGCACCCGGGGGCAAGUGGGCCUGGGAGGAAGGGGGGACAUUGCCCUGAGGAAUACAGACUUCAGCCACUUGCUGGAACAGGAAGCAUCAGUGGUGGGCAACAACAAUUACAGCAUGGCAUCAUUGGUAUGGCCUGCAGGCCAAUCACUGGGAGAGGACUCUGCCAACCUGGACUACCUGCUGGCCCUCAGCCUGCAGAGUGAUGGGGACACUGGGGAUCUAGGGGGAGGAGAGGGGGCCUUGUGGACGGAUGUCUGGGACCACAAACUUGGAAGGAUGUCCAACACCGGCUCCCUCAUCUCUCCCAUCUCUCCCCCGAACAACUACCAACAUAUCACCACAGGCACCAAUACAGACCUUGACCAGACAGACACCAUGUUGCCCUGUGAGUUCUGUGAGGAUCUGUUUCCUGAAGUGGACCUCAUUUUACACCAGACUGGCUGUAGUCCAGCCUCAGCCUUUGCAUCUUUCAGCAAGCGUCCUCCAUCUCCACGCUAUGAUGACAGGAUUGCUAGGGGUGCUGUUGGUCUUCUGCACAUUCCACCUGACACCCCUAGCUUCCCCACCUUGCCCCGUUCAGUCUCCCCGCUCUCCUACAGUUCACCUGCCAGUCCACUAGAGGGGGACGUGGUCAUUCCCUGUGAGUUCUGUGGAGUGGCCUUGGCGGAGGCCGUUGUCUUUUACCACCAGGAUAACUGUGACCUCCGACCCUGCUCUGUUCACUCAGUGGAUAAGGUCAGCAAAGUGUCCUUUCAGAAACCAUCUCUUCCUCCAAAAGAGAGCUGUGGACAGAACUCCCCUGAGGUGCAGAGGAGACUCAAGCACCAAUUGGACUCCUUGAGUGGGCUGGACAGAGAGAGGCCCCCGGUGCGAAGCCCAAACGAAUGGCAGAGAGACCACAGUGGGCUGCCCAUUACAGGGAAGAUCUCAAACUGUGAUCCCCAGGUGAAGAACAGACUCCAGCAUGGCAGAGAGGCAGAUGGGGGCCACUCACUUUUCAGUGAAGGCCACAAAUCCAACUCUGCAGCAGCUGUGGGACCACCCCUAAGAGAAAAUAAUGGGGGAAGAAGGAAUAAGUUACUAAGGAAUGCCGGGCCAUCAAAGGUGCCUAAGAAGCUAAACAAAGAACAGGACGAGGAGUGAGGUCGAGACUGUCGAUGGAAAGAGCAGCAGGCAAUCACCAAAUGCUUUUGUGUGAGCUGUGGUCUGUCACUCUAAAAGUGGUGUUCCUGGCUGACAACAUUGAAGACACCUCUGAGGUCUCACCAUGCUUAAGUUGGUGUUUAACACUGAUGCCCAACUGCGCAGCAGAUUACGUGGUGCGCAACCAGUGGUUGAUGCAAUCCAAUAUAGUUGGCCUGGAACACAAACAGUCUCUUUAUUGCCUGUGUGUGUCGGUAUGUAUCAGUCGCUCUACCUUUAAAAAAAAAAAAAAAAGUAUAAACAGUCGAACUGACAUUUUUGUGAUUCCAAUAUUUUGUUAUAACUUUAAGCUUCUUAUUGUAAUCCUUUCAGUUUUAAACUUUUAAUAUAAAUUGUAUAGAAUUGAAAACCCACCUUAAUAUACUCUUGAAAAAACAAUGUAAAAAAUGUAUAUGUAAGACAUUUUGAAGCGCCACAAAGUAAUUGUACUGUUCUCUGAAUAAUGGAAAAUCAAUGACAAAUAAAUGCAUUAUCUAA
Molecule: messenger RNA, 2919 nt
Organism: Salvelinus namaycush (lake trout)
Lineage: Eukaryota; Metazoa; Chordata; Actinopteri; Salmoniformes; Salmonidae
Product: TRAF-type zinc finger domain-containing protein 1-like
Exons: 11
Coding region: 538-2382 (614 amino acids)
Molecular function (GO): zinc ion binding
Source: RefSeq, a predicted model, not a curated record